CAUAAAAUAAAAUGCUGAUUCUUUAUUAAUCGCUGUUCAAGAUUCCCAUUCUCGGGCGCUCCGCAAAAACGGGGCAGUUGGAGAUGCGUGGAGAAUACGAGCCUGCCGAGGCUCCUUUUCUUCGAGUCAAGGCCCGCCCAACCAGAUCCAGAUCGUAUGUCCGAGUGCACCUGUGACCUUCAAACGCACAUGCCGAUGCUUCCUUCUUUCUUCCCAAACCUCGUUCUGUCCUUUUUUUCCCUCCUUUCCUUUUUUCUCCUUUCUUCAUUCGAGAUUGGUAUUUGGGCAGAUAGACCAUAGAAGAUAGACGUUUGGGAAGAAAGAGGAAUUGGUUGCAUAAUUUCAGGAAGUGAAUACUCGAGAAUCCCCUUCUCCUCCCAAUCGCAGAGAUUCACCCAUGGCUCCAAUCCAAUACCCCACCGACCCCGACGCCCUCGUCAAAGCCCUCCGCGUCCCUCCCCCACCAGGAACGCCCUACUCCCUCCCGAUCCCCGGCAGCGAGAAGGAGGGCCGCACGCCCGUCUACAGACAUUGGCGGUUCGUCGAUAGUCCGCUGCUGCAGACGGUCGAUCCCAAGAUCUUGACGGCGCACGAUGCGUUUGAGUCCACGGUCAAGAAGCGGCCAAACGCGAGAUGUUUGGGGAGUCGGCCGUGGGAUCCGGUCGCUAAGACGUUUGGCAAAUAUGAGUGGAUGACUUAUGCGGAACUUGCGUCGCGGAGAAAGAACUUUGGUGCUGGGGUUGUGGAGUUGCAUAAGAAGGCUGGCGUUACGGAAGAGAAAUAUGGUGUUGGGCUGUGGUGUCAGAAUCGUCCUGAAUGGCAGAUUUCUGAUUUGGGUUGCAUGUCCCAGUCCCUUUUUACGGUUUCUAUCUACGAUACUUUGGGCCCGGACACGACUGAGUAUAUUGUCAACCAUGCUACGCUUACAUGUGUCAUUACCUCUCUACCUCAUAUACCGACUCUGCUGAAGCUUGCUCCACGGAUACCGUCUCUGAAGCUUAUUAUUUGCUUGGAUCAGUUGGAUGCAGGGGAACGACCUGGCAACUCCAAGUUUGCAAUUUUGAAUACUCUAGCUGCUGAUGCUGGUAUUUCGAUCCAUUACAUUGAGGAUGUUGAAGCUUUGGGAGCUGCUUCUGGACUACCUAUGAAGCCACCUCGGCCUGAGGAUAUCAUUACUAUCAACUAUACUUCUGGAACGACUGGCAAUCCAAAGGGAGUAGUCCUGACACACGCCACUGCCGUAGCAGCAACUACUACUGCUCUAGUCACUAGUGAUACGCUGCCCUCAGAUGUCUUGAUCUCAUACUUACCACUGGCACACAUUUACCAAAGAGUAGCUGAACAUGGCGCUUUGGCAUCUGGUGCAUCCAUUGGAUAUUUCCGUGGAGAUAUUCUAGGACUAGUAGAUGACAUGAAGAUCCUACGACCAACAGGUUUCAACUCUGUUCCUCGACUCUACAACCGCUUCGGCUCUGCCAUUCGAGCAGCAACGCUCGAUGCGCCAGGUCUAAAAGGAACCAUGGGACGACACGUUAUCAACACCAAGCUCGCCUCCAUGAAACUACCUCCCGGACAAGCAACAAACAAACACAUGCUCUGGGACCGAAUCUUCACUCCCAAACUAGCCAGCGCCUUCGGCCUCCAACGCUGCCGCGGAAUGGUUAGCGGAAGCGCGCCCCUCGACCCCAGCCUCCAGCAAUUCCUCCGCGCCGCCUUCGGAAACGACAUCAUCCAAGGCUACGGCCUAACAGAAACGUACGCCACGGGCCUCGCGCAGCUCGAAGGCGACUACUCAGCCGGAAACUGCGGCGCCAUGUCCGUCAACGCCGAAGCAUGUCUCCAAUCCGUCCCUGACAUGGACUACCUCGUAACCGACUCGCCCAACCCCCGCGGCGAGCUGCUCAUUCGCGGCAAGACGCGGUUCCGCGAGUACUACAAGAAUGAAGCCGAGACGGCAAAAGCUAUCAUCGAAGAUGGAUGGUUCCGCACUGGCGACAUCGCUGAGAUCGAUUCCAUGGGCCGCUUCAAGAUCAUCGAUCGAGUGAAGAACGUAUUGAAAUUAGCACAGGGAGAAUACAUCUCCCCAGAACGAAUCGAAAACGUAUAUCUGGCCAACACGAACAUAAUCUCGCAAGCCUACGUGCACGGCGAUUCCACACAAUCAUUCCUCGUCUCGGUCCUCGGCAUCGACCCCAUUGCCUUCGCGCCAUUCGCUUCUAGCGUCCUGAAGAAAACCAUCAAACCAGAAGACGUGGACGCCAUCAAAGCCGCAGCCCGCGAUCUCCGGGUCCGGAAAGCCGUCGUCAGGGAACUAGAAAAGAUCGGGAAGAAAAAUAAAUUUAACUCUUACGAACGAGUGCGGAACUGCCAUUUGGAACUCGAUCCCUUUACCAUCGAGAAUGAGUUGUUGACUCCUACGUUAAAACUGAAGCGUCUGCAGACAGCGAAACGGUUCCGGGCCGAGAUCGAUAAGAUGUACGCUGAUUCGCUAGCGGAGGAGACCCCGAGGGCGAAGUUGUAGGUAGGGGCUUGUAUACAUACAUAUAUUUAACUUUUUGGUAUAGUGUAGGUUUUGGGUGAAAAGAGAGAGAAAUUAAAUGUUAGCUGCCUAGCUAUCUCU
Mollisia scopiformis is the source of this 2620-nucleotide messenger RNA. RefSeq names its product long-chain-fatty-acid-CoA ligase/ protein binding protein. Gene Ontology annotation, biological process: long-chain fatty acid metabolic process. The record is from RefSeq and is a predicted model, not a curated record. Lineage: Eukaryota; Fungi; Ascomycota; Leotiomycetes; Helotiales; Mollisiaceae. Gene Ontology annotation, molecular function: long-chain fatty acid-CoA ligase activity. Gene Ontology annotation, cellular component: membrane; endoplasmic reticulum. Bases 398 to 2521 code for a protein of 707 amino acids. The transcript has 4 exons.